This is a messenger RNA of Solea senegalensis (Senegalese sole), 1718 nucleotides long. RefSeq names its product Lipopolysaccharide-induced tumor necrosis factor-alpha factor homolog-like (gene litafd). Gene Ontology annotation, molecular function: zinc ion binding. The record is from RefSeq and is a predicted model, not a curated record. The transcript has 5 exons. The coding region runs from base 92 to 523 and encodes 143 amino acids. Lineage: Eukaryota; Metazoa; Chordata; Actinopteri; Pleuronectiformes; Soleidae.
UGGAUGUCUCAGCUACACCCUGUUUGGACACUACAUCAGCAGCAGCCGGCACACAUCACAGCACACUGACUGCAACACCUCGCCAAGCACAAUGAGUGGAAAACAGGAGCUCCCUCCCUACAUCAUACCAGUAGAACAGAGUCAAUCUGACGGAGUGAAGGUCUACCAUCUGCACACGCCUUUCACGCCUCCCCCCACACAUCAAGGCUCUGUCUCUCUUGGUGCACCAGGAGCAGGCCAGAAUACUGAUGAUGGGAAAUCAAAGUUUGUGAGCUACGACUCAGACCUCGGACGGAACCCCGGCAUGACGACCUGCACUUCCUGCCAGCAGCAGGUCUUGACCAAUGUCACCUACAAGGCAGGGACAUACGCCUGGCUCAUGUGCUUACUCUUCAUCUGCUGUGGAUUAGUCCUGUGCUGCUGCCUGAUUCCAUUUUUCAUGAAAAACUUCAAGGACGCGUACCACACAUGCCCCCGCUGCAACAGAGUGCUGCAUGUGGACAAGAAGAAGUGCUGUAAAUGAUGAUGAGCAUGAGGGCAGAGACGGACCCAUGGAAAUGAGGAAGAACAUCCUGUUACCUUUGUCUGUGUUUGGGCGAUGGGGUAAAGAGAAGGAAGAUAGAGAAAGGUCACAAAUGUAUCUUAUUUCUAGGGAUAACUCAUCAAACAGCCGAGGCAGAAUCAAGCAUGAAUGAAUUUUUACAUUACAUCAUAUUAUUAAGCAACCAAGCAGAGCAGAAACAUCACACGUCGUGACACUCUUGCGAGUGCAAUUCAACCACACCCAAUGCACUUUUUUUUGGUAGCAGUUAUAUUUUUCGUCCCAUUUCCAGCAGAAUAAACUUCUCUAUUCUCCUACGCGUAACGUUUACUCACAAAAAUGUUUAAAUGAAGGCUUGUAAAUAGAUUUUAUCAAAUACUUUGCGAUUCAAAGGACUGUGCAUUUGAAACCCAAAAGAAAAACUGUCCAGACAUCCAUUUGAAGGUAUUGUCACAACUUCCAAAUAAUCAACAGCAUCGUAAAAACAAGUCCGCUCGAUACGGUUGACUAAGAGGAGAGAGCGACAAGAAGCAUAUUUCCUAAUCUGCAGUUAUUGCACAGCCAAAUCGUGUUAACAUUUUUUUUGCCGCAAGCUUUUAUCCAAAAAAAACUAAAUGCGUUGGAAUAAAAUGAGACCAUUGUGACUCAUUUGUGUUAUAUUUAUAUUUUGUCAGUCCUUAAAAAUAGUCUUUUAAUUCAUACAUAUAAAGGGAUGAGGGGCAAUCUGUUCGAGCAUGAAGUUCAAAGAAAAGCUUUUUAACAACAACAACAACAACAGCUAGCUGUAUAUAUAAUGUUGACUUUUGUUUAGAUCAUUUGAGGCUUUACCUCCAAGCCAAGAUUUGUGCAUGUCUUUUUUACAAUGUCAAAGGCAACGCAGAAUUAAAGCAGUACUACACUAUGAAGUGAUGUUUGUUAACACAAGUGUUGGUGGAGCCACUGAUCGAGACACUUUUGAGUUUGAGUGUUUCGUGGCAAUCUUCAACAUCUUUGUAAAUGAAUCUCUUAAAUCUGUCACUGAUCAGUUGGUGAUUGAGCGUAGGGCCCACGAGACAUUCUUGCAAUAUUUGAUAUACUUGCAGUAUUAAGACCUGGGCGGCUGUGGUGACAAAAUGAAGCAUGUACAACGUUUCCUACAUUCUUUACUUCAAAUUAAAAGAACAAGCUUGACAAAACA